AUGAAGUUCAAGGCGUUUCUCACCGAGAAUGGAGUCAUGCUGCUGGAGAGAAGGUUUCUGCCAGCUCUUGACAAACUAGGGAAGACAUGCCAUCUUCUGCUGACCAAAGAGCGUGUCAUCUUCCUUCACAACCUUCUCAAUGGUGAUGGCAUUCAGUGCAUUGCUCAGUUUCAAAAAGAGGUACUAUUCGAUGACUACCGAAUCUCCAGCCAGAACGAAGACUGCAUCGCCUUUGCCGUGGACUUGUCCCUCCUUCAGCGAGCAGUUCGAAGCAGUGUCAGCAUUUGCAGCGAGUUCGGUGCAGGUGGGUCACCUUCGAACCGCCUCCAGAUCAAACUGGUGAAGAAGCUGCCACCCAAAUGUACUCAGCCAAUGCCAUAUCUCACGUUUGAGACCAAGGGCUACAAGGCUGCAGUCAUCCAGGAUGUCCCCAUUUCGAAACCCUUGCCGAGAGCUCAAGUGCUAGAGCUUCGAGCUGCUCUCGAGCUGGCACAAGAACUUCCCCUGACAUUGGUCCAGGUUCCCGAUUUGAACCAGAUCCAGAACUAUGUGGACCGAAUGCGACAUUUGGGGGAGAUGCUGAAUGUCUCAAUAAGCAAGUAUGGGGAUCUUCAUCUUCAAAUUUCAACUGCUUUGGUUUCACUUGGGGCUGAGUUCAGGAAGUUGUUGGUUAUUGGGGAGAAAGCACAAGCUCCACCUGAGGAUGAGAAUCUCAGUGCUGAAACUCGACAUCAGAGGGCGAUUAUGAGGCAAGAUGGGCAGUUUGUGCAUGUGAGUGUGAAGCAUUUCGCAAAGAGCCUUCAGUGCAACCUGACUAAGCCAGAUUGUGCUUUCUAUGGGAUUGCACCUGAGGGAGCUUCCUUGACUGUGAUAUUCCAGUUUUUCGUUCCUGGCACGCAUCAAACGGAUAAAUCGAUUGGCUUGCACUGCAGACUUCCUGUGCUUGAUCCUGGGACGAACUGA
Messenger RNA from Linum tenue, 963 nucleotides. The record is from the annotation of a GenBank genome assembly. Lineage: Eukaryota; Viridiplantae; Streptophyta; Magnoliopsida; Malpighiales; Linaceae.